AUGGAGUCUCUUCGUCCAAAUCGGCAACUAUUGAAUCCAAAAUUUGAAGGUUAUAAACUAGCUUUGGACCCCCUGACACUGUCGUCCACUAGAUUACUUUCUUCACUGAAUAAUGUACCGCUCAGAGAGGAGUCGUUUUCCCUUCAACACAUUCGAGCCUUUGGAAAUCAUAACCAUCUGGUGAUUGACUCUUGGACUGAUGGCGGGAAAACUGAAGUUGUUUAUUUCGUUAAUGAAAACUACGAAGUUCAAAGGGCAGUUGUCAAAGUAAGUGAACCAAUAAGUAAAAUCGUGAGAUACGAUGAAAAACAUCGAAAGGUGAAAAUAAUGUUAAAUUGUUUCCUUGAACGUUUGUGAAACGUGAAGCUCUUUGUCAGUUUCCUCUCGUGUGGGUAAGGAGAAUUUGAUGGAGCAUCAGAACCUUUUCCCAAUAGUUAACUCUUGAACUCUAAGUAGUGAUUAGAGUGUAGCCUCUCUUUGCAACGUCAAUGUAUUAUUCAGCAGACAGACGAUGACAACAGACAAAGUUGUCAACUAGAUUGUCCUGUUUUGAUUAUUUAUUUUGAUGAUCUGAUUUGACCCAUAACCUUUGUUACCGAGAUUUUGAAAUUGGCAUGGAAAACGAUUGAAAUAAAUUUUGAAGUAAUACUUAAAAAAUGUGCAGUAUUUUGAAUAUUAAAUGUUUAUUAAAUUUACUUUUGUUUUAAUACAAGGUUGGAAUGCUCAUAGAGGGAUUGAAAAUCUAAAUAUGCAACUUAAAAUGAUAAAAAAUAUCUAACUUGUGUCUCUUUAUAAUUUUAAGGACACAGAUGUUUCAUCCAUUGAUACAGUAUUCAAAACACCGGCAGUAGAAAAAACUGAAGAAAGCUUGAACUCAACAUUGUUUUUUCCUUCACAAUCUCUGGCUUGUUUGUGUGAUGGGAGUGGGAAACUCUACUUGCUGCAGACAGGUGACAGAAUAGGAGAUGUUUCUCAGAAUGCAAGUUGGAAGGUAGGCUCAGUUUACCAGUUUGACCAGCCAUCUUUGAUCCUUCAUGCUAUUCAAAGCCCAGAAACUGGAUGUGUUAGUUGCUUGUUAUUGAGUAUCACAGAAAAUGAUGCUUCUAUGUCAGUGAAAGAUGCUCACAAUGUUCAUUUGGAGUUGAUCACCUUUUCACAAGUGAAUUGCUCAGCCACAGGUUCCAUAAGUUACAGUUGCGAGAUGCUGCAACAGUUCAGAGGUCACAGUGCACCAGUGUAUGCUGGCAUUGAGUGUGGUGGUACAGCUAUUUUGGUGGCAAGUGAAAGACCAUUUUCUCUGGUGAAAGGUACCUUAUUUAUUUGUGGGAUUAACAUUUGUUUGGAGUAGUGUAACAAGGAAUAUACCACAUAAGAACUCUGCAUCUGAAUUUAGCGAUAGAACUCUGUUUAGAAGCUAAAUAUAGUUUCUUGUCUUUGAGGCAUAAUGAACGUAAUUUGUGCAGUGAUCACAAUUGUUAACAUCUUCCCUUAUCUGUUUGUCAAUACCCUAUCACCAGUAUGAAUAAUGAUCAUCUCCAUACUGCUUUCUGUAUAUUUCCCAAGGAGCUGACAAGGAGAGUUCAUUUAAAAAUCAAAGGCUAAUUCAGUUAGCGAUUAUUUCCUUUAUUCUCCUCACCUAAAUGCACAAUUCAGAGUUGAUAUUGUUAGGAGAAAUUAGAAGCUGGUCACUCUUAGGGGUCAAAGGGUUCAGUUUGGUGAAGAUUUUGGAAACAGAGAAGGUUCCUUUUUAUCUGACAUGACCUGUUUUUUUCUUUUUUUGGAAUAGGUGACAGCGAGGAAAAGCCAUCAGGGUCAUUUCAUUCUGCAGAUGAUGGUAUGGCUGAGGUAAAGUCCCGCAGUUCUUCAGCAAUAGUAUACAAAUGGUCACAGGAUAGUGAAGAUGUCACUGUAAAAUUUGUUCUACCAGAUGGCACCAAGAAAGAUGAUAUAGCUUGUAAUGUAACAGCAGAUUCUGUUACCUUCAAAUUGGCAAAGAGAUUUUGUUGAGUGGUCCUCUUUAUGCAAAAGUAAAUCCAGAGGAAAGCACAUGGACAGUCGAGGAAAAUAGGUGACUUGCAGUAUUUGUUUUCAGUCUUUAUUUUUAAGUCUCUUUUCUCUCUACCCCUUUCCUUUCUCUGUCACAAAAUAGUUAUGUUUAGAAUUCAACUGGCAUCACAAGAAACCCUCUGAAGCAUCUCAGCCAAGCAAAAAGACUUAAAAAUGGCUUGCACUCAUUGGGAAGUGACAUGUACUGUUCCAUAAUUAUGAGAAAUGACAUUAGCAAUUGAUAAUGCUUAACACUACUCAGUGUUCUCCUUUUCAGGCAGUAACCAGUAACAUUUACUGCCUAUAGUACCUCUUAUUACUGUUUAAAAUUGCUUGGAAUUCUUGAAAAUUCAACUUGUAAAAGGAUUGCUUUACCGGUUUGAAAAUUUAUUUUACCUGUCAUGCUUAAAAUAAGGGAGAACACUGCUACUUCUUUUAAUUGUACAUGUAUCUAGAAAAGGAGAGAUGGUAAAUGUUUAGCUCUGUUGAUAAAUAAAGAAAGGAUGUUACUCAUGUUUUCACAAUUGGGAGACAAUUAAAAAAUCUGUGUCCAGCCCACAGGGAUUUUAAUCUUUGGAUUUUAAUAUAUAGAUUUAGCCAAGCCUAAAAGCAGAGCUCUUAUUAGUUUAUUUUCCAGCCCUAUGUUACACUGAAUAAAAACUGUAAUAAAACUAUCUACUGGCAAGUCUUUGUAUUAUAUUUCAACCCAACCAUUUCCUCAACAUAUAAACACUUACAAAGUAAUUAGCCAGGGAAAUGGAAAACUUGGAUUUUAUAAUUGAAUGUUCUACCACUUAGCUACAGAGUACUUGUUAGUGAACCGCAAGCAUACCGGAAAUUACAUUGAGCCAGACAUGACACAGAAUAUUUCUAAUUAUAAGGAUAAGUUUGUUUUGUUUCUGAAACCUGUUGUAAACAUUUUUAAAAACUUGCUGGUGAGUCACAGGCUUACAGAAAAUAAUACUUUGAACUAGACAUGAUACACACUAUUUUCAAUUACAUAUAACUGUGUCUUCUUUCUGAAACCUGUAGUAAACCUUUUUUUCUCCUCUGUAGUUUGGAACUGAUACUUGUGAAGCAGGUUCAAGAACACCACUGGAGCAGUGUUGUUCAAGGUGAUGACCGAGGUGUCUAUGAGCUGGUAGGUGAGGAGGCACAGAGAGUGGAGGAGAUUCACAAUAGACUGGAACACCUCACAUCAGACAAAAUGGUAUGUGAGAUUUUCAACGCCUCAGAUGUUCAGAUGAGCUAUAAAAUAAUAUCUUAAAUCCCUAAGUGCAGCUCAAUCUACAGUUAGCAUCAAAAUAGUUGGAUUGCAACAUUCUCAAAUAGCACAUCACUUUUAAGCUCCAAGGGGUUGCUCUUGAUUGAACUCGACUGAUGAUCUACUUAAAUGAGUGAUGGGGAAUUGCAGUAUUGGAUUUGGAAUGGCUGUAUUGUCAAAAGAUUUGAUAGACUCUAAACUUUAUUUUUCAGUGCUGCCAUGUAAGGUUUCCUGAGCACUGUGUUUACUAUUUGUCCUGCAAAUUGCACAUUUGAUGUUUUUAAUGGUAUCUAACUGGCCAAUUAUUUUGGAAAAAAAAUCAGUUUUACAUUCCUAUGUUGCUAAGUUCAUCUCACGUAGCAAUUUUUAGCAGAAAAAAUUUAUUGUGAACAUCAAAAGUAUUGAUAUCGUGUUGAAUUUUUCAAUCAAUAUUUGAAAUCCAGGUGGAAAAGUCACGGGCAACUAAGAUGUCAUUUAGUAAUGAUGAAUUUGAAGAAUGCGAUGCUUUCCCAGAGGAUAUUGAAUAUAUUUUUCGGUUGGAUGUUAAAACUGGAGAAUUAACACACAAGGUAUGUAUUGGUAGUUUAUUUUUUUUUACAGGGCUCCUUCUAUCAGAUCAUCUAAUAAAUGAUUUGCACACCAAUUGAUGUAAGCUCCUCCAGAACUCUUUACCGACUCACAAAGGUUAUGUGUAGAGCAAGUGACAAAAAUGGACAUCUUGAGAAAUUCCUCUCACCUUCACUUUUACCAUGAAGCAAUAUGUUUCUUCAGAAUAAACUAGAAAGCUCUGAUCAAGGGCCUAUGGUGUGCUGGUGCUAACACAAGCUUUAGAAACUCUUCACAGUGGCCUAUUUAUAUUUAUCAACUCAGUUUAUAAAUCCUAAUUAUCUUUUAAUACCCUGGGUGCAGCACUAAAGGCUCUUUAAAAACCCUUUUUAACUAGGUAAUCUAUUUGUGGUCUAGAUUGUGAGCCCACCCAAUUCCCUUGAUAAGGUCAUUCAAGUUCAUGGCUGUUUACUUUGCAUUUAUGGUAAUGGGUGAUGCACAUGUCUGACAAAUCUUCUUUUCUUGUCAGGUUUGUUUAGCAAGUCAUCAGUGGAUCUUCAAUGCAUCACUUAAUAAGAGUCUUCCUCCUGCCUUCUGCAUACGUCAUGAUGUUGAUGCCCUUGUGUGGCAGCCCAAGGCACACUCAGACAGUGAGGCUAACUGGAUUCACACCGGAACAUUUAAUGCUUUAGGUUAUGUCCAGGCUGCUAAAAGGGAUCGCAAGUUCUCCACAUGUGCCCCAGAUCUGUCCUAUGCUGUGAUAUGUGACAACACAAGACAUGUUUAUGUUUACCAACAACCUGUAGGGAGUGCUAAACAUGCCAAUCAACAAGUUGUAACAUUGACAACUCCUGACAAUGAAAUCCUUGGGCUCCAAGCAUCUAAUAAUAGGAUUUUUGUCUUGACUAGACAAGCCGUGCAUGUUGUGACAGUCAAGUAGAAUGCCAUGUCAAAAUAAUAUUAAGAAAUUUCAAAUUAGCUUUAUUAAUAUAAUUCACAUACUGGUAGUCUGUAUUUUCAUGAAUAAGUGCCCACACUCUAAUAAGUGCUCACCCCUCUGCCAUAAUGUCAAAAAAGCACCACACCCUCUCAAUUUUUUAAAUAGCAAGGACACACAGAAAGCCUGUUUUCCUUACCACUUAAUAACUUUUAAGCUACAACUACAGCGGGAAUCAGUAAAAGAGAAUAAUUUCUUUUAUAUUAAGUCACUUCCAGUCCUUUCUAUUUUCAUGUGCUUUCAGAGUUUCUUAAUGUGAGUUGUCUUUUUUUUCCUCUUGCGGUGCUAAUUUAAUAAGUACCCUCCUUGAAUAAAUGCCCUCCUUCCAAUGAGCACCCUCCCUUUUAGCCAAAAUUUUAAAUAAAAGCCUGGGCACUUAUUUGAGGAAAUGCACUUUUUUUAUUUGGAGUUUUUAGUUCCUUCUAUUGUUGGAGGAGACUUGUAAAAAUAGAGCCAGGUGACUUAUGAUGGGAAAAUAGUUUUAAAACAAUGAAAGUGGAGAUUAACAAUGAGAAAGGUCAAUAGUAAUUUUUGUACCAAUGGAUAUUCCAUGAGGUGGCUCUUGUUGUCCAGUGUUUCCAAAAAGAAUUGGAAAUUAGAGUGUUGGUUUUUGUGGAGAGGAAAACCAAAGAACCUAGAGAACAAACCCUAGGAGCAAAGACAAGAACCCUUGACAAACUCAAUCCACAUGUGGCACAAAGUCUGGGAAUGAAACCUGAGCUGCAGCAACGGGAGCAGAGCACACUAUCACUACAGCACCACACCCACUUCCUGUUUCUUUGUCAAAAUUGUGCAAAAUCUUAUGACAGCAGAAUACCUUUACAAAUGAAAUGAACAAUGUCAACCUCUUUAUUUCUUGUAUCU
Pocillopora meandrina is the source of this 5717-nucleotide messenger RNA. Lineage: Eukaryota; Metazoa; Cnidaria; Anthozoa; Scleractinia; Pocilloporidae. The record is from the annotation of a GenBank genome assembly.